CCCCAAACAACAAGAAGAACCCAAAAAACGAGAGAAAGUAGGAGAAGACGAAGACGAAGAAGAAGAAAAUGAAAUUGGUUUGGUCUCCGGAGGCUGCAUCUAAGGCUUACUUAGACACAGUUAAAUCGUGCGAGAAUCUUGAGACGCCGGACGCGGCGGAGCUAAUAGCGGCGAUGGCGGCAGGAUGGAACGCGAAGCUGAUCGUGGAAACUUGGUCAGACGGAGACGAAAUAGCCUCAAGUAUUGGCUUAAACGUCGCGAGCCAACACGCAAACGCGAAACACAUGUGUAUUGUACAAAACUCAAGAUCAGAAUCGGCUUAUCUCCAAGCCAUUCAAGAAUCUUCAUCUCCCUCGAGCUUACCAGAGACGAUCGUCGCUGAUGAAACCGAGAACGCGAUGAAGAAGAUACAGGGAAUCGAUUUCUUGGUCGUGGAUUGGCGGAACAAGGAAUUUGCAGCGGCUGCGUUGAGAAACGCUGCGUUUGGAAGAAGAGGAGCGGUUGUGGUUUGUAGAAAUGGGUAUUCGAGAAGUCCUUUGGGUUUUAGCUGGAGAAUGGCUUUAGGAGACCGGAAAGUUGUUAGAACGGUGACUCUGCCGGUCACCGGAGGUAUUGAGAUUGCUCAUGUGGCUGCUCGGAACUCGGGGAAGAGUGAGAACAGGAAGAGAAGAUGGAUCACACAUAUUGAUCAGAGAUCAGGAGAAGAACAUGUAUUUAGUAUUUAGAAAGUUAGAGACAAAGACAAUUGUGAGAAAUGUUUAUUUGGAUUCUUGUAUUUCACUUUGUACAUAAGAUUCCAUAGAUGUUAUAUUUGUAUCAUACUUUGUCUUAAAAUCUCUGCUAUAACUGAU
Molecule: messenger RNA, 851 nt
Organism: Eutrema salsugineum
Lineage: Eukaryota; Viridiplantae; Streptophyta; Magnoliopsida; Brassicales; Brassicaceae
Exons: 2
Coding region: 69-725 (218 amino acids)
Source: RefSeq, a predicted model, not a curated record